CCGAGACCUCCGCUGCAAACAGAAAUGGCGUCUCCCUAAAAAUCCAUGUGGCUCCGGUGACGUCCUGAAACGAACGAAUUUAGCAGAAAUCUUGCAUAAAAGUGCGGAUUUACAAACAGACCCCGGUUUGAGAGUUUAAGAGACACGACAGGACGUGAAAAUGCAGCACGACGACGUGAUCUGGGACAUUAUUGGAAACAAACAGUUCUGCUCCUACAAAGUCAAAACCAAAAGUCAGAAUUUUUGUCGUAAUGAAUACAGCCUCACGGGACUGUGCAACCGGUCCUCCUGCCCCCUUGCCAACAGCCAGUACGCCACCAUCAAGGAGGAGAAAGGCCAGUGCUUCCUGUACAUGAAGGUAAUCGAGAGAGCUGCGUUUCCUGCCAAAAUGUGGGAGAAGGUGAAGUUGAGCAGAAACUAUGAGAAGGCUCUGGAGCAGAUCGAUGAGAACUUGAUUUACUGGCCUCGCUUUAUACGACACAAGUGUAAACAGAGAUUCACCAAGAUCACGCAGUACCUCAUCCGCAUGCGCAAACUGGAGCUCAAGAGGAGGAGGAAGCUGGUGCCUCUGAGUCGAAAAGUGGAACAGCGUGAGAAAAGAAAAGAGGAAAAGGCCCUGAUUGCAGCACAACUGGACAACGCCAUCGAGAAAGAACUGCUGGAGAGACUCAAGCAGGGAACGUACGGAGACAUCUAUAACUUCCCGGUGCACGCCUUCGACAGAGCUCUGGAUCAACAGGACGAAGAGAGCGAGGAAGAGGAGAGAGAGGAGGAAGAAGAAGAGGAGGAAGAGGAUGAGGACGUGGGGAGGAAGGAGUUUGUGGCGGAUGAGGACAUAGACGAGAGCGACCUUAGCGACUUCGAGGACAUGAACAAACUGCGAACGAGCAGCGACGAAGAGGAGGAAACAUCGAGUGAAGAAGAGGAGGAGGAGGAGGAAAUGGAGACAGAACUACAAAAACACACUGGACCACAACCAGAGAAGAAGAAACAGUCCAAGGGAAAGGGUCCUGCGAACGGUGCUGCCCCCCGCAGGAAACGAGCCUAUGUCGAAAUAGAGUACGAGCGAGAGACAGAGCCCGCUUCCAUGAGGAGGAACACGUAAAACCAGUCAAUCAUGGGCCAGCAUGGACUGUCAAUCAAAGCCACAUCACAGGACAGCCAAUCAGCAGCUGGCACAGACUCAAAUCAUUUAUUAUUUUACAUUUUACACAUUUCUUC
Periophthalmus magnuspinnatus is the source of this 1221-nucleotide messenger RNA. RefSeq names its product MAK16 homolog (S. cerevisiae) (gene mak16). Gene Ontology annotation, cellular component: nucleolus; preribosome, large subunit precursor. NCBI's taxonomy places the organism in Eukaryota, Metazoa, Chordata, Actinopteri, Gobiiformes, Gobiidae. The coding region runs from base 161 to 1105 and encodes 314 amino acids. The transcript is spliced from 10 exons. The record is from RefSeq and is a predicted model, not a curated record. Gene Ontology annotation, biological process: maturation of 5.8S rRNA; maturation of LSU-rRNA.